AUGGAACAGUUCGCCUUAGAUGACCUAUUUCUACGGCUAAUGACCAAAAGAAAAGAAUGUUUACACUCUCUUUAUCUUGCUUAUCAAACCAAAAUAACUGAAUUUCUGGAAAAGGAAAAGGAAUUACAAGAUAAGCCUUUAAAUGACUACUUCAAUGCAAUCAAACAAAAGCAGAUAGAAGAGGAAAAGAGAUUAGAAAAGGAGAGAUUAGAAAGGGAGAGAUUAGAAAAGGAGAGAUUAGAGAAGGAGAAAGAGGAGAGGCUUAGAAAGGCUGAAGAAGAGGAGAAGAGAAAGAGAAGACGAUCAAUGAUAGUUCAUAUUGAUGAUAUGUCCUUCUGUUUCGGAAAGGAAGAGUUACAGCAACUAACUGGCCAAGAAAAGGAAGUUGAUCCACAAGUAAAAGAUGUUCUACAUAAGAUGAAUGAAUUAUUCAAACAACUCAAUACUGCUAAAGCAUCUAAAUCAUAA
Molecule: messenger RNA, 468 nt
Organism: Nematocida homosporus
Lineage: Eukaryota; Fungi; Microsporidia
Exons: 1
Coding region: 1-468 (155 amino acids)
Source: RefSeq, a predicted model, not a curated record